GUCGUCAAAAUUAAUCCCAGAGGUAUUGGCUGCACAAUGUUUCCUGAAAAAACUGUUGUGUCUCUAGAGGGUUUUGGUAAAUGUAGGUUAAUGAGCUGCUACUAGAAAACUGAGAAAUAAUCCUACCUAUUCGGCAAAGUUCAACAAUGGUGUCUAACGGGAUGUUAACGCACGACUGUCCUUGAGUCAGUCGUAAAAAAGAAAAUGCAUGAAAACACAUUGAACAGGGCGUCUUUCUCUGACAUGAAUUAAAAAUAUGUCUCAGUUACAACGAGGAGCAAUGCUACUUAUCAAUAAAGUGUUAACUUUGUGGACAAUAUGCUGCAUACUCUUAUUUUCACAAAUUCCACAGUCCAAUGGGAUUAUAAUCAGUAAUUGGUUGAUUGUAUUGAUACCAGUGUGCUUUGUGGAUUUUAUUCUACUCAUCACAAUUAUACUGUUCAUGUCUGGAAGACUUCCUGAAAUAUUUGGUGAUUGUGAUGCUGGGAGUAAACUCAAUCAGACAUUGACAUUGUGUUUUAUCCUGUGGAAAUUGGCUGGACAGAUUGUUCUUUGCUUGUAUUUCGAGGGAUAUAUAGAUGGUUUAUUUUACAAAGUAUUUCAACAAGCUAAUUCAAAAAAUGUACAGUCCAAAGUUUAUUUCAACUUUGUUGAGUCAAUCAGUUUAGGCAGUAAACAGCAUUCACCACUCGAGCAAAGUCGAUUCAACUAUCAACAGAUUCAGAUAAAGUGUCGAGGAUUCUGA
Trichobilharzia regenti is the source of this 745-nucleotide messenger RNA. The record is from the annotation of a GenBank genome assembly. NCBI's taxonomy places the organism in Eukaryota, Metazoa, Platyhelminthes, Trematoda, Strigeidida, Schistosomatidae.